AUGACCUUUUCGAGCCCAGCUUCGCAACCGCACUUGCAGAUAUUCAACCAUCUUCGAACAUCUCGGAAUGAAAACUCGACGUUUCCCAGAUUCCCUUUGCUGCCGCCAGAAAUCCGCAGUGAGAUAUGGUGUCACGCGUUGAAGCAAGAGCGUCUGAUUAAGAUUUAUUUCCAGAGAGAUCAUCAUUUCACGCCAGUGCGACCCAAACCAGAUGGCGAGACACCGCGGUAUCAGCUUAUGGUUGAUGGACGGAAAGCCCUGAGUAAGUUGCUAAGGGUAAAUCAAGAAUCACGACAGACUGCGGUGCGGUUUUACCGGGUAAAAAUCCCAUGUAAGCUCAGCCUUAAUCCAGAGGAUGAGUACGUCUACGAGGCGAUUGGACAUCCGGUAGAAGCAAAACCGGGGGUUUUAUACUUCAAUCCAGAAUACGAUUUCCUAGAGAUUGCAUCCGAGCAAUGGAGAGGGGACGAUCUAUUUGACCUGGCAUAUCACCUGAAAGCGACCUACGAUCCCUUGCAUAUCGGGCUACUUAAUCUAGCUAUUGGUGGGGGGAAUAGUCUGUCAACGACCGACCUUGAGCAAAUCGAUCCUGUGGAUGUCAAUGCUCAGAUUCAGCAAGUCUUUAGAGAGACCCUUGCGCAGCUACGAGAAGUCUUUUUCAUCAUCAGAACGAGAGCAGGGCGUCGUAUCUUGGGAUUGGCAAGCGGUAUCCCAGUGGCCGAUUCCCAAAAAUGCAUCUUUAAUCGAUCGUUGCCUAUUGCCACAGUGACACCACGAUUUGAGCGCUUACAACGCGACCCUCGCUCGAUUUCAAAAGACCUGAAACAAACGCAUAUCGGAUGUGGACCGAUGCGAAUGGCUUUUUACUGGCAAUGCCUGUUAGACAGAUGGGGUGUUUCUGGCCCCCAGAUAACUUACCAGUUUAUCCUGGCCUUCGAACCACCUUUUCUGAGCCACGAGAUCAAGGACAGCGAUAGUGCCAGUCAAUGGCUGCAAAUGGAAGAGGACGAUUGGACUGGGAAAUGGAGGCUCGAUGACGAGGUCAAGAAUGGAUACUGGGCCAAACGCAGCAAGAGCUAUGGCGGUGGCAUUUACUAUGACAUGGUGGGCGCCUUGGAGGGGGAGAAUAAAUCAGAGGAUUUGGAAAACGCUGUAAAGCCCGUGUUUGGCUUUUGGAUCUUUCCACUCCCGCUAUUCGGGAAGAUUCCAUCUUCUAAGAAGGAGUGCUACGAGGUGGACGGUAAACAGACUUUGGAUCUGUCUGAUAAUUGCCCUGGCCUCGGCAUCUCAUUGUUUUAG
Molecule: messenger RNA, 1299 nt
Organism: Aspergillus melleus
Lineage: Eukaryota; Fungi; Ascomycota; Eurotiomycetes; Eurotiales; Aspergillaceae
Product: 2EXR domain-containing protein
Exons: 1
Coding region: 1-1299 (432 amino acids)
Source: RefSeq, a predicted model, not a curated record